GGUUGCUGCAUGCUGCCACAACCUGCACUGGAUUUAAAUAACCUUCAGCAUAGAGAACACCAGUCGAAGGAAAAGCUGAAACAUUUGAGAAUUGUGAAGGAGCGCAAAACAGCACUGUUGACUGCAUUCCUGUUGAAAGAAAAACUAAUACAGAAGAGAGUGAAGAAACAUAAGUGUCCAUCGGUGUCAACUGAUUCAAUUAGAAUAAUGUAUAAUUCCAUGUAUCUCCUCAUCCUGCCGUGGGUGUUUGCGCUGCUCGUGUUCCCAGGAGUGCCAGCGAGGAGCGGGGAUUCUUUUUCAAAGGACAACAUCACUGUCAGACAAGGGGACAGCGCCGUCUUAAAAUGUACUGUGGACAGCAAGGUAUCGCGGGUGGCUUGGCUCAAUCGCACCACCAUUCUUUAUGCGGGCACUGACAAGUGGUCUCUGGACCCUCGCGUUGUCCGAAUGGACAACACACCCGUGACAGAGUACAGCAUAAAGAUCCAGAACGUGAAUGUACACGACGAGGGGCCCUACGUGUGCUCCAUCCUCAUGAGCAACAAACCCAAAUCGUCCAAAGUGCAUCUCAUUGUUCAAGUACCUGCAAAGAUCACAAACAUAUCGACGGACAUCACAGUGAACGAGGGCAGCAACAUUACUCUAAUGUGUCUUGCCAUUGGACGACCAGAACCCAACAUCAUAUGGAAGCAUCGCUCGGCAAAAGGCCACAAAUUUGUCACUGAAGGGGAAUACGUUGAUAUGACAGCGAUCACUAAAGAACAGUCGGGAUCCUAUGAAUGCAUCUCCUCCAAUGACAUCUCAGCCCCGGAUGUGAGGACGGUGAAAGUCACAGUCAAUUACGCUCCCUUCAUUUCGAAUGCCAGGAGUACAGGUACCCCAGUGGGCCAAAAAGGGGUGCUCCAAUGUGAGGCCUCUGCUGUUCCUGGGGCAGAUUUUGAGUGGUACAAAGAGGACCGCAGACUCUUCAAUGGACUGAAUGGGGUUAAGAUAGAGAACCAAGGUAAACAAUCCAUGCUUAUGUUUUUGAAUGUUUCUGAAGAGGACUACGGAAACUACACGUGUGUUGCCCUGAACACCAUGGGGAUCACCAAUGCAAGUAUAAUCCUCUAUGGCCCUGGGACCAUGAUGCACGAUGUGAACAGGGCAGCACUGUCGCCCCACUGCUCGUUCUGCCUACUGCUGACUGUUUUCUUUUUGUUCCUACUCAAGUUUUGAUGCAACACAGGCCAUCAUCAGCUUCUAUCAGCACUGAAAAACAACAAGACUCUUGGUCCCAGAAGAAGAAAUGGAACAAAAGGAACCACCAAUAACAUCGUUGGUUUGCUCUUCU
Messenger RNA from Oncorhynchus nerka (sockeye salmon), 1333 nucleotides. RefSeq names its product opioid-binding protein/cell adhesion molecule homolog. The record is from RefSeq and is a predicted model, not a curated record. Lineage: Eukaryota; Metazoa; Chordata; Actinopteri; Salmoniformes; Salmonidae.